This is a messenger RNA of Fonsecaea nubica, 1533 nucleotides long. RefSeq lists its product as hypothetical. Bases 1 to 1533 code for a protein of 510 amino acids. The transcript has 2 exons. Gene Ontology annotation, cellular component: nucleus; cytosol. The record is from RefSeq and is a predicted model, not a curated record. Lineage: Eukaryota; Fungi; Ascomycota; Eurotiomycetes; Chaetothyriales; Herpotrichiellaceae. Gene Ontology annotation, molecular function: mRNA binding; RNA 7-methylguanosine cap binding.
AUGGCCACAUCGGCGCAGGACGCCGAUCUGAUGGACAUCGACAUCGACAUGGAUAUGGAUGAUCAAGGCCCACCUCUUGAUGAUGAGUUUGAGCUCGAAGAAGGCGAAGAACCGUCGUUUGUCCCCUCUGGCGCACCCGCUGCCACCGACUCCUCGAAUAUCAUCCCAGCCAUCUACACCGAAGACCCCGCCCUCGAACCGCAAUGGAACAAAGUCCACAUUCGUGGUGUUGACGAAAUGCACACAAGUGACAUUCUUGCCUUUGUACACGACCACUUUAGUGAAGUCGGCGACAGCGUUCAUGUCCAAUGGAUCGACGAUACCUCUGCGAACAUUUGCUUCAAUGACAGUGAUACCGCAAAACGAGCGCAGCUGGCAUUCCUCGCGAACUCGGUCACGGUCGAAGAAUUGACGAAUAGCCCGUUCGAAUUGCGCGCCACGAAACAAUUGGCCAGCCGGCCGGGAAGUAUGCUUGUGGUUCGCGUCGCUCAGCAAGGUGACAGGAAGAAGAAAGGUGCUAGAGAUGCAAGCAGAUACUACCUCAUGCACCCGGACCAAGAUCCCACGGAACGAAUGCGGAAAGAGUUCGAGAAUAGUCGCGGAGACUAUCGGCGCAGAAAAUUUGACGACCGCGAACUCCAUAGGCGAAGGAGAGAUAAUGACCGCGCAAAUGGUGAUGAUGCGGGAGGUUUUUCGGCUAGUAUGUACGACGAUGCACCUACGACAGACACAGAGAUCAAUAAAGCAAGAGGUCGAGAUCUUUUUCCACGCGCCACGAAAGCGAGACGACGGAGCGCUAGUCCAGGCACGCGCAUGCGUGGCAGCGAUGACAUCGAAAUCUCGGAUUCGGAUGAUGAUGGACGGACUCGACGGAGAGGCUAUCGUGAUCGUGGUGACCGCGUGCGCUCCAACGCAGGAAAAGAGCUAUUCGGAGCAUCCACCCCAGACAACAAGACGGGUGGUGGUCUCCGAUCCGAUAAACUCGAGCUGUUUCCCAACAAAACUUCGGAUGCAGACACCUCAAUGUCGACCGAUCCAGCUCCAGCAGCACCUAGACCGACCAUCGAUGCCACACAAAAUCGGGCCAAUGCCGCCGCAGCGAAACGGCUGAAGGCUGAUCUUCUGUCCGCCGCGCAAACCUCCCCUCGCUCAAAUCACCGCAGGAGCCACGCCAUGGACGCCAAAAAUGAGGAGAAUCUCGCCGAGAGAUUUGCCAGAAAGAGCAUCUCAAUCGACAGCACCAAAUCAAUGAGGAAUGGGGCCUCAAACGCAGGAGUGGAAUUAUUCCCGUCGAGUGGCGGGAAUGCUAGCGGCCUCUCCAUCAAGGGAUCAUCCGAGGGCUCAGGUACCGGAAGCGGGUUCAGCAUCAAAGGCUCAGGAGGGCUGAGUAUCAAGGGUCGUGCUCUGGAAGUGAAGGAAUUAUUCCCCAAUCAGUACAAUCGGAGCAGCGGGAGGAACGAAGGAAAAGAGCUCUUCGACGAACCGGUCAGGGAGAAGCGAGUGAGGAGGCGAGCGGGAGAUUUGUUUGACUGA